AUGCAAAUAAUAUUAGCAUUUGCUGAGCAAGCUAUUUCACUUCCUGACAAUAUUGUGUAUCAUUGUGCUGUUAAGGGUGUCUUUACUGGACGUUGUGGAACACAACUAGACCAUGGUGUUGUUGCUGUUGGAUAUGGUACAGAAAACGGCCUAGAUUAUUGGAUUGUGAAAAAUUCAUGGGGUCCAAAUUGGGGAGAGAGCGGGUACAUCAGGCUCCAGCGCAAUAUGGCUAAUACGAAAACAGGGAAGUGCGGGAUAGCAAUAGAGGCCUCGUACCCUCUCAAGAAUGGUCAGAACCCUCCUAAGCCUGGACCUUCCCCUCCAACCCCAGUUAAACCUCCGACUGUGUGUGAUGAUUACUACACCUGCCCGGAAGGAAGCACGUGCUGCUGCGUGUACCAGUAUGGCAACUUCUGCUUCGGCUGGGGAUGCUGUCCGUUGGAGUCUGCUACUUGCUGCGACGACCAGUCGAGCUGCUGCCCACAUGACUAUCCCAUCUGUGAUCUUAAAGCCGGAACUUGCCUAAUGAGCAAGGACAAUCCGGUGGGAGUAAAAGCUUUGAAACGAGGCCAUGCUAAGCCAAACUGGGCUCGUGUGCUUGGUGAUAGGAAGAACCCGAGUUCUUGA
This is a messenger RNA of Fraxinus pennsylvanica, 627 nucleotides long. The record is from the annotation of a GenBank genome assembly. NCBI's taxonomy places the organism in Eukaryota, Viridiplantae, Streptophyta, Magnoliopsida, Lamiales, Oleaceae.